Messenger RNA from Colletotrichum lupini, 2436 nucleotides. RefSeq lists its product as uncharacterized. Bases 1 to 2436 code for a protein of 811 amino acids. The record is from RefSeq and is a predicted model, not a curated record. The transcript has 2 exons. NCBI's taxonomy places the organism in Eukaryota, Fungi, Ascomycota, Sordariomycetes, Glomerellales, Glomerellaceae.
AUGGUCCUUACUACAGUGAUAAACACUAUCUCUGACUCUUAUACGUACCUCAAAAAGCUUUCUACCAGCGACGAUACUCUCACAACUCAAGAAUCAAUGUCGCCUUCGUCGCCUGUCACUUUUGGAGCGCUCGAAAGUCCAGCGCUGUGCGAAAGAUGUCACCCCGUGCUGAUGGAUGAUAGCAUCGAUGACUUCAUUGAGGAAGAGUCUGCUUCUUCGGACUCUGCUGUAACGUUGAGACACAAAGCUGAAGGCGAAGGUGAACUUAUCAUGUUGGGAUCGCCUUGCCAAUGGAGGGACUCGCUACCUUCAUUGCCAGUGCUGGCGGAGUCUUCAACCAACGGCUGCCACCUGUGCACAUUCAUCCGAGAACACAUCAUCAAACGUGGGAUAAACUAUAGGGGAGAUGUCUACAUUAAUGGCGGAUACAUUUGGGGCGCUGACAGAGAUGUAUUCGGCUCGAAACCGAACGAGGAAGGCCUUGUAUUUUGGCGGUGUGAAGUGUACAAACACCCUGAGCAGGAGUUUCUUGCGGCUAUAACCUUCAACAUCGAAUCCGACGACGACAAUGUCACAGAUUGGUUACGAGUCGACGACAAGCGACGUCCCCGGUUGCUUGAUCCCGCCAAUGUAGACUGGAUAAAGUACGAGCUCAAAAGGUGUCAGAACGAUUGUGAUCAUGUCAAGGAAGACACAGGCUUCAUUCCAACAAGGCUCAUAGACGUUGGCAGCACCGAUCUAGACGUCCCGCGCCUUGUAACUUCGGAUAUCCUGCACAAAGGAAAUGAGGGAAACCUUCGCAGAGUUGAAUAUGCGACACUCAGUUACUGCUGGGGAUCUAGAGAGGAUGCAGCUGAGCAGUUGAAGACCACCAGAAAGAACUUAUCAGAACACCUUGAGGGUAUACCACUCGACUUCAUGAGUCCGGUUGUGAAAGACACUGCCAUCACCUGUAGAGCUCUCGGUCUACGAUAUCUUUGGGUGGAUGCCCUGUGCAUAAUUCAAGGAGAUAUAGAAGACUGGAAUUCGGAAAGCUUGACCAUGGGUCGUGUGUACUAUUGCUCGACUCUGACUAUUUGUCCGUUGGCGUCUGCGUCCUGUUUGCAGGGUUACCUUGGUGAAAGGGCACCAGGUCUCGACUUGCCUUUUCAAUCGAAACGACGCGAGAGCGUUCGCGGGACCUACACGUUCUUCCCUUCUUCGGAUGAUCGGAAGCCCAUUUGGAACUCUUCGUCACUGAUCAAUGACUUGAAGCGGGCAGUAUGGGAAACCAGGGGCUGGACGUUCCAGGAGAACAUGUUGUCGACGAGGCUGCUCUUUAUCGGGCCUGGGUUGUGGCACUUUGCCUGCGAGAACGGCUCAACAUCUGAGAAUUCAUAUGUGAAUCUCGGAUCAGUCGUUCACGGAUCCUUGAGACCACUCGUCAACAUAGCACGAGAGCCGAAGCCAACUGAUCCUAUUGAAGUAUGGCGUAGGGUGCGCAACGCCUACGCCCGAUGGGAAGAGAUACUGGAGAUUCAGACAAGGUCGUGGAGCUACAGAGAUGAUCUCUUGGCCGGCAUAGCAGGAUUGGCUGAGGAGUGUGCCAAGAUUACGGAAGAUACCUACCUUGCUGGCCUAUGGAUGAAUGACCUGCAACACGGGCUUGUCUGGGAAAUGCUUAACCCGGACGUUGGUACCCUCGAGACAGAACUCCGACAGAAGAGGGAUCAAAAGCCUUACGUCGGCCCGUCGUGGAGUUGGGUUUCUCAGCUACGGCCUUUCGAGGUUUUACCAUGCCGACGCUACAACGUGGACAAUCCUAGGCCACAAGAGAAGCUUUCAAACAACCAGAAGCUUAUGUCAUUAUCAGACACAUUGCCAACCCAUGUUCGAGCCGAAUACACCAUCGCCGGGAUUCACAUGGACUUGCAAUGGCGCAGCCCAUUUGGUCGACUUAAUCCCGGCUCAUACCUUCGAAUGCAUGCAUCGUUGUCCGACUUCCCCUCAGAUGUGAAUGUCGAACCCAAACGCAAGGGAAACCCCCCGAUCGGAUACUUCUCUGAUGGGAGUGGCCUCUGCAUGUUUGACUGGUCCGUAAACGCAGCUACUAUACAGCAACCAGGCCAUAUGAAGCUCUUGUUGACUUCCAGUUGUUGUUAUAAGACUAAUAACUGGGGUAAACUGCGAUACCUGUCCAGUUUGCGAGACGGGCCAGGGAGGUCUUUCCUUUUCCCAGAGGGUGAAAUGGUCUUCAAUUGUGAAGACUGGAGAAGGACAGAGCAAUGUUCCUCCUGUAAAGAUAGCGAUGCUCCGAAGACUGUUUGGGGGCUCAUUGUUCAUCCGGCGGAUCGCCUCGAAGGCUAUUAUCGAGUCGGAAUAUUUCUAAUAUUCUCUGAGGGCGGCCAUGGACGCAUCUUUGCGACUGGAAAGAAGCAAGAUGUACUCUUACUUUAG